This is a messenger RNA of Rotaria sordida, 525 nucleotides long. The record is from the annotation of a GenBank genome assembly. Lineage: Eukaryota; Metazoa; Rotifera; Eurotatoria; Philodinida; Philodinidae.
AUGUCAAAUACGGUGAAUGAUAUGUCAAUUGCUGUUGAUUGUUUAUAUUCAAUUGCUAAUUUUACUAAUUCAACAUUAGUUCGAAAAACUACAAUAAAUGAAUGUAGAUUUUCACGAUUAGCUGGUUCAUUACUUCUUAUUAUUUCUAUUAUAUCAUUUAUAAUCAAUGUACGUUCAUUACCAAUAAAUAAUAGAAAUUAUUGUUUACCUCGUCGCGACAUAGGUCUUGUUAUUGGUAUGUGUGCAUCAUCUCUAUGUGUCAUAAUUAUUAGUGUACCAUCAGUUGUUGUACAAUGUUUUCUUUGUCGUCGUUUAUGCAUACCAUUAAUUUGUCGAAUAGAAGGUUUUAAUUCGUUUUUUAAUGGUUGUUUUACAAUGUAUAUGCUUGUUGCAUUAUCAAUUGUACGAUAUGCAACAACAGCUAAUUCAUCAAUGUCAAUAAAAUUUCAACGUCGAAUAGAAAAAUAUAGUUGGCAUUUUGUUGCUAUAUGCUUUAUUAUGGGUGGUAUUUGGGCUGUACCACCA